Spirodela intermedia is the source of this 6486-nucleotide messenger RNA. The record is from the annotation of a GenBank genome assembly. Lineage: Eukaryota; Viridiplantae; Streptophyta; Magnoliopsida; Alismatales; Araceae.
AUGGAGGAGAUGGAUGAACCGAAGACGUUUAGAAGCUUGGGUGUGUGUGAACAGCUUGCAGAGGCAUGCCUGAGUCUAGGGUGGGCAAACCCAACCAGGAUUCAGAUGGAGAGCUUGCCUCAUGCUCUUGAAGGUAACCUCCUCUUGGUCAUAGAAAGUUAUACCCACUUUUAAAAAGUUUAUAUGUUGGUUUGUUUUGCUUUUUUCAUCUCUCUUUGUUGUCAGCUUUCUGUUUCUGUGGUGGUCUAUUAAGCUGAUGUAAAAUUGGAAAACGAUUUUGUCAAGAACACAAAAGUCAAAAUCAUAGAACUCUGACUGAAUGGUCUAACCAAGAGGGCAUAUUUUCAUUGUUGAGAAGGAGGGCAGUAUACCAAUCGUCAUAUACCAGUCUGGCAAGUAUUGUAAAUGGUUGGUUUCUUCUGUCUGCACAUUCGCUUGUCGUUUUAUGCACAAAUCAAAGUUCUUUUCAGAAAUGGAAAAUGUAAUUGUUUUUUCAAUGUUUCUUGAUGUCCAAGACAUUUCGUAGUCAUAUUCAUCUACUUCAGUUGGAAAAUUGGUGGGUCUCUCAAUCGAUGUUCUUUCAGAAAAGAGUUUUUAACAGUCUUUUAGAUAAGUUGUACUUUAGUUUUAUGUUCAUAUAAAAUCUGUAAUAUUCUGUUUUCACCGUGUGCUUGAUCCUGAUGAUCACUGUCAUUUCUAAUAUUGUCAAAUUUUUAUGGCUUUUACUUUUUUAACUUUCAGAAUUAUUGAUGAAUCCAAAAAUAGACAUUCCUUAUAAACUGUAGAUCAUAUUCUCUUGCUUCUCCCAUACUAGGUAAAGAUAUCAUUGGUAUUGCUCAAACUGGAUCAGGGAAGACUGGAGCUUUUGCUCUCCCAAUUCUUCAAGCGCUUCUUGAAAACCCACAACCAUUCUUUGCUUGUGUGCUGUCUCCAACAAGGUCAGUUCAAAGCAGCUAUUGGCUGAUUUAGCAUUGCUUUAUGAAUCCUGUAACACUUUAUUCUAAUGUAUUUAAAAACUUAUGGUUCCAGGGAAUUAGCUAUCCAAAUUGCUGAACAGUUUGAAGCUUUGGGUUCUGGCAUUGGGGUCAAAUGUGCUGUGGUGAGCUUCUUGGUGCCUCCUAUGUUCAGAAAACAGUCUAAAGGAACUUUGUAAAAUCUUCUGUUUUGACUCUUCAUUGAUUGAAGACGUUUAAUAGAAAUAGUUACCUCAUAGUUUGUGCAAAUAGAGUUCAUUGUUCAUCUGCAUUGGACAGCUUGUUUUGUGGAAUGUAUCACAUAAAAUCACAAAAUUAUAUUCACAGAUGGUUUAAUGACUUGCUGAUAUUAUACCUCUUUAGUCAAGAAGCAGUACUAAAAAAGAGUUGACAAGUAUCAUAAUAGUAGGGUUUUUAGUCGUGGAAAUAUUUUAAUUUGUCUACUCGGGCAGAACUAAGAUCAUCCUGCAUUUAUAAGGAUAUGGAAAAGAUGAUGGGUGGAAGUCUGGGGCAGUAGUCAAUGUCACUAGAGAAUGUUUUAUUUUUGUUAGCUGGCUACUGAAGCAAUGCUCCUGGAUUAUACUUGAAAUGGAAACCUCCGACUGGGUUUGUGUAUCGUCGUUACUCUUUUGAAGACCGCAUAUGAUUGAGUGCACAUAUGUUUCAUGAGCACUAUAUCAGAUCCUCUGUAUCCUCUCAUUAAGCUUGUGUUAUUAUAUUUUGCCUCAUAUGACCACUGGUAGUACACUGAUUCUUUCUAAGAUUUUGGAUUCAAUGCUAUUAGUAGUUGCACUGCUAAUGCUUGUUUAAUUCACAGUUGGCGAUGAGGCAUUUCCUUUAUUUCCAUGUCUUGAAUGAUUAUAUUUGUCUGCAUGUCUUGGAAUUAAUUUUCUCUGUCACGAACUUUACUAUGUUACAUGUAGAUGUUUUGUUAUGUUGCUAUGUGCUGUGAUAUUGUGUGAAUUUUCAACUCGUUUGCAGCUUGUAGGAAAUGUAGAUAAGGUUCAACAAGCCAUUUCUCUUGCUAAGCGGCCUCACAUUGUGGUAAGUUUGGCUUAUAAAUUAAUCUGAUAUUUCGCACAAUUUUUCUGCCGCAAUGCUAAGUUCAUUAUAAAACUUUAAGGUCUGAUGUUUUGGACAUUCUCUUUAGGUUGGGGAUAAAUAUUAAGACAUUACCUGGUGUACAAGAGCAGAUUACUGUCGACUAGACUUAAAUGUUUAAAUUGAAAGCACUUGGCAGGCUACUGCUGACUACAAUACUCAUCCUUAGGUAAAGUACUACUGGUGCUGCGGUGGUCGAUUGCUAAAAAGAAGACAGAAUACAGAUAGGGAAAAGUUCAAUGUUUCUAAGGGGUUUAUAUGGAACUUCUGUAGUGCCUCCAGAAUGUUUUGGAAAGUUAGUACCUUGAUAGGAAUAAAAAAUAUAUCCUGCAAACAUUAGAGAAUCUUUUUCGUGUUUUUUUUGCUUUGCAUCCAUGACAUAGGUUAGACCUACUAUGACGGAACUGGAUAUUUUAUUGAAUGAUGGAUCAACCUUAGGAAAACAGCAAAGGGCGAAUCUAACUUGCAUUAAUUCAUCACAGGCUCUGCCUGUUUAAAACAUUUUUUGCGUGUUCAGGUUGUUUGUGAUAAUUUUCAAAUUGUUUUUUUAUUAACGAUAUCACUCUAGUAGACAUUAGAAUGUCUCAACAGAAUUUAGUGUUUAUGUACUAUCUAAAUUAUUUUGAUAAUAACCAAAUUGUUUAUACCCACCCAACUGAAUAUAUAAGAGGUGCAGAUUAAUGCACCCAGCCAAUGGACUACUAUGAGUUGCUAUGUUUCUGCACAGUGAUUCUACUCCCGUAAAAAUUCAUUUCCAAUUGUGCUUAUGUCACCAUGUACUAAACUCAUUUUUCACUAGUUCCUGAAGAAAUCUUUGGCAAUUUGCUUCUAGUUCAAUUGUUAUUGAAGAAAAAUACAGUCGACGUUAUUUUUCUUUUUUAAUAUUUUUCUAAAGGUUUUGCUUCUUGUAGGUGGGAACUCCAGGCCGCCUCUUGGAUCACUUGUCAAACACCAAAAAUUUCAGCCUUCGGACACUAAAAUACUUGGUUUGAUCUUAGCUUCUGCUUUAAGAACUAGUGCCGUUUCUUUUACUGAAUUAGUAGCUCCACGCAUAUCAUAUCUGAUGCUACAUGUUUCUUAAUGUGAGAGUGUUUCUUGCAGGCAUUCUUUUUACGAUGAAAGUGCUUCAUAUUUUUUUACAGAAACAUCUGAAUUCGAUGUUCCGAGUCUAGUACAAGACACUAGCAUCACAAUAAAGCUCAGUAGAAUCUGAAUGCUCUUAAUAACAUGCAUACAGAAACUCAUGUGUUAGAUGCUUCUCAAGGAAAAUCCUAUACAACAUCACUGACUGAAAAGACUAGAUAAAUUGUCUCAAUGAAAAUUAUUCUUCUUUUAUAUAAGACCUUAAUAAGAAAAUGAAACAUUUAAGUCAUUAAUCAUCCCUUUCUUUAUUGUAAAGAUGAUUAUGCUCCAAAAUCUGCUACGCUCCAUUUUGUCUGAUCUUGACACUACCAACACAUGCUUUCGUUCUAAUUUUUGCCCCUAGGGGCUGUUGCAGCAUGUUUCUCUAUUCUCCCAUCGUCCCAUAAUUUUGAACGCAACAGUGUUAAAGCUAUGAGUUAAAAGGUGUAUAUAUAUGCCUUUUUGGUUUUUCCCUGGACUCACUUUGAAAUGCAAGAACAUUUAAUGGGGUCCUAAAGUAGAUAGAAUCCUAUGGCAUUUACAACUCUUUUCAUUAUCUUCCCUUUUCACAGUAAUCCUUGAUUUUCUUUUCAUUUCAUUGCUAGGUCUUGGACGAGGCUGAUAAGCUGCUGAACUUAGAAUUUGAGAAAGCAAUUGAUGAAAUUUUGAAGAAUAUUCCUCGUGAGAGGAAAACAUUCCUUUUUUCAGCUACUAUGACUAAUAAGGUUAACACUCCUGUCCUUAGGCUUUGCACCAUUUAAAUGAUGUAUUCCCUCUCUCUAAAAAUCUAUUAGUUUUUAGAAGCAGUUUUUAGUAGCCAAGUUGUGGCAGAAAGACAGCAAGUACGUGUCUUAUGCUGCUAUUUCUGUUCCAUCCUUGAACAUUGGAAAGAUAUGAAUUAAAUUUACUUCUACUGUAAAGGACAUUUGACUUAAUUCUUGCCUAUUUCAGGUAAAGAAGCUUCAAAGAGCAUGCCUGAGAAGUCCCGUAAAGGUAAUCUCUUCCAUCUGCAUAUUGUGUGCGAUUCUCGGUGUUGAAGGUGUGGGAUGUCUUAUGUGGUCAGUAUGCCUAAGAGACUAACUGAAGUGGGACUAAUAUUUCCUGUAUUUUUCAGGUUGAAGCUUCAUCAAAGUAUUCUACCGUUGAAACCCUGAAGCAACAGUUCCGUUUGGUUCCCGCAAAGUACAAGGUCAUUUCCCUUUCUGUAACACAAUUUUCCUGGUUCAUAUUUUCUUCUUAGGAAGACAAACCGGGUGACCAGUGUGAGGAAAAUAACCAUGCAAAUUUCCAGGAGUAGCAUCUUACUCUGUUCACAUGUACACUUGGGUCCUAUUUGAGGUACAACUUUAUGUGGGUCCAAUUUUAAUAUUUGGGUCCUAUUUUGCGAUAUGCUUUAUUUGUGAAGGUCCUGCUUUUUUAUGAAGUGUAUCUAUUAUAUAUUAUCUGGAAUAUUAUGCUUGAUUCGACCAGGAAGACCACUUUUACAGGGUGAUACCCCAUUUUUGAUAAAUGUUGUAUAAUUCCAGGACUGCUACCUGGUGUAUAUCUUGACCCAGAUGGCUGGGAGUAUGACAAUGAUCUUCACACGUACCUGUGAUUCGACUCGCCUUCUUGCUUUAUUGCUUAGAAACCUCGGAAUGAGGGCUAUCCCAAUUAGUUCACAGCUCAGCCAGGUCUGCCUCCUCUUUUCAGUGCAAUACAGCGUGUAAUUUUAUUUCUGCCCCAUCAUUUGUGAACUUGGGCGUUCAUUAUUUUAUUUUUUUUGUGGUAGGCAAAGAGACUAGGAGCUCUAAACAAGUUUAAGGCUGGAGAAUGUGACAUACUUGUGUGCACUGGUCUGAUGAGUAGAGGUCUUGACAUACCUCAGGUGGAUCUAGUGAUCAACUACGACAUCCCUGAGAACUCCAAGGUCAAUUUAGUCUCUAAAUUAAACUAUUCAUUUCAUAAAAUUCUAUUGUUGCAGCAUUAUUCAGUUCGUAAUCUUAGCAUUGAUUUCUUGACAAAGUACUGGUAUAAACUCCGCAUCUGGUUGUAUUCUUCUUAUUUUUCUGACAGAUUACUGCUUACUGGUUACAAACCGGUGGAGCGAUGUUUGCUUUGAUUCAGAAGAAAUAGUUUUCAUGGUUCCAGACUUUUGGUUUUGCAGUAAUUUAAUUCUGGUCAAUACUGAAACUAUUGAUUAAUUUCUGUGGUUAGAUGUUGAUUAUCUGGUAGCCUGGAGCGUGGCCUGGCUAUCUCUUGUCAAGUAGCCAGAGCUUGUUUUCCUUGCCUUAUCUCCAUCUCUUGAUCAACUACCACAUAGGUUUUACAUUGGACACAAAUGUCUGAACUUUCUGUCAAAGCCUUGUCGAAGACUAUUUGGCUCAUGCUGGUAAUGGGAAAGGCUGGGCAUGGCUAUUAGGCCAUGGACACCCCCUUUCUGUCGCUCCUUUGCGAUGAUUUUAGGAUCUAUUUGUUUCUAAAGAAAUUGAUGAUUGAAAAUUCAAUUUGCAAAGGGACACUUGUUAACCUCUCGCCCGUGCUUCGGAGCAGUGCUCUUCCCUCAUCAUGAUACCAAUUGUGUUCUUAUUCUGGCUUUGGAGCAAAUGCUGCGUAUUCAUGGGUUCUCUUAACCAUAACUCAGGAUUACAUUCAUCGUGUGGGUAGAACAGCACGUGCAGGACGAACUGGUUUGGCAGUAUCAUUAGUUAGUCAGUACGAGGUGGAAUGGUAUCUGCUGAUAGAGAAGCUUAUUGGUAAGCUUCAUUAAUAAUAUUGCCCCUGCUCAUUGGAAUGAAAUUCUGAAAAAUGAAAUACAGAGAUAGUCAUUUAUUUCGUUCGUGAUCUAUCACAGGCAAGAAGCUCCCCGAGUACCCUGCUGAGGAAGCAGAAGUUAUGCAACUGGUCGAAAGUGUCACUGACGCAAGAAGGAUGGCCCACAUGGUAGGUUAAAAUACGAUGUUUAUCGAGGAACUUUUCUGGCUGGGUAAGCCCAGAAGUUUGGCUCAGCUUGAUAGGCCAGGAGUGGGCUUGGAUGAGAUUCAACUUGGCGUCCCUUGUGGCAGCUCCUGCCCUACCUAUCUCUGUCACCAUUUUCUUUCUCAAACUUUAUCGAUAUUGUAUUAUGUUAUAAUCGCUUGGUGUAAUUUCUCCGGCAGCUAAAAUUCUGUUUUCUGCUGUUUCUCCUCUCCAGACAAUGAAGGAUAACCCCAGUCACAGGAAGCGAAGAGGCCGUGAUGGUGACGAGGAUGCUGAUGAACAGUUCGUUUCUCUGAAGAAGGGAAACAAGUCGAAACCAAAGAGGAGGUAG